AUGGGUAACCUCAUCACUCAGAGCCAGGUAUAUACCCAGCCUAGCAUGGAUAACCUCAUCACUCAGAGCCAGGUGAUAACCCUGGAAGGCUGGGUGGACAUCAUGUACUACGUUAUGGAUGCUCACUCCUUCUACAAUUUUAUAUAUUUUAUAUUCCUCAUCAUAGUGGGCUCUUUCUUCAUGAUCAACCUGUGCCUGGUAGUCAUAGCGACCCAGUUUGCGGAGACGAAGCAGCGUGAGAACGCGUUGAUGCGCGAGCAGCGAGCGCGUUACAUGUCCAACGACAGUACUCUGGCCAGCUACAGCGAACCGGGAUCCUGCUACGAAGAGAUGCUGAGAUAUGUUUCACACCUCUACCGUAAACUGACCCGACGAGUACAACGCAUGUACACAACCUGGCACAGUAAGCGUCGUAAGAAGGUAAACCCUAACGGAGGAGGAAGUGGUCCGGGGUCGGCCGCAGAACGUCCGGAAACGCCCCCUGGCUCCGCCCCAUACACAACCUGCUGCAGCAUCACCAGCGCCACCACUGUCGGCACAGCAACGGAGGACACACCCCCGCGUUGUGGGGAGGAGCUGGAGAUGAGGUCACUUCCUGUCCCGGGUCGUGACCCCUCUGUGACCCCUGGGCUGGGGUCGUCUCUCCUGGGUCGUCUGAACGGAGGGAUGAACUACCCCAUCAUCCUGCCCUCCUUUCCCCCUCCCCACAUACCUCCUCGGCCCCCACCCCACACAACCUCACAUCCCCCUCCCCACACAGCCUUACAGCCCCCUCUCCAGACACCCCCACAGCCCCCAACCCACACAACCCCACAUACCCUCCCCACACAGCCCCAGAGGCCCUCCCCACACAGCCCUCGCCCCUCUCAGAAAACAGUCCGGACCCCCUCAGCAAGCUGCACCAACUCAUGGGACAGCACAGCCAUCCUCGGCUGCUGUACCAGCUGGCUGGCGUGGUGCCCUCCCCUCUCCUCCUGGACUGUUGGGGCUGCCCGCUGUGUGCCCGCCCCUAGAGGGCAUGGAGCUGGACCUGAGCGACCUGAGGGGUCUAGGGGAGAGGCCCACACCCUGCACGACUUCCCCCAGGGAGGAGAGGGGCGCGGCGGGCGUGGGAGGCGCCGGCGGAAGGCAGGGCUGGGGCUCGGGGUGAAGAGGGCCAGUAACAGGCUGCUGGAUCUGGGGACAGCAUUCAGAGACAGACUGAAACGCAUCGUAGACAGCAAGUACUUCAACAGAGGGAUCAUGACCUCCAUCCUCAUCAACACUCUCAGUAUGGGGAUAGAAUACCAUCAACAGCCGGUGGAGUUGACUGAUAUCCUGGAGAUCAGUAACAUAGUGUUCACCUGCAUGUUCCUCCUGGAGAUGAUGUUCAAGCUGCUGGCCUUCGGUCUCUUCGGCUAUAUCAAGAACCCCUACAACAUCUUUGACGGUAUCAUCGUCAUCAUCAGUGUUUGGGAGAUCGUUGGGCAGGCGGACGGCGGUUUGUCUGUCCUGCGUACCUUCCGUCUGCUGCGGGUCCUGAAGUUGGUCCGGUUCCUGCCCGCUCUGCGCAGACAGCUGGUGGUUCUGAUGAAGACUAUGGACAACGUAGCCACCUUCUGUACACUGCUCAUGCUCUUCAUCUUCACCUUCAGUAUCCUAGGCAUGCACCUGUUUGGGUGUAAAUUUAAUCAGCAGAUGGAGAACGGAGACACCAUCCCAGACCGCAAGAACUUUGACUCGCUACUCUGGGCCAUCGUUACUGUGUUCCAGAUCCUGACUCAGGAGGACUGGAAUGUGGUCCUGUAUAAUGGCAUGGCCUCCACCUCUCCUCUCGCUGCUCUCUACUUUGUGGCUCUGAUGACGUUUGGGAACUACGUCCUCUUCAACCUGCUGGUGGCCAUCUUGGUGGAGGGCUUCCAGGCUGAGGGUGAUGCCAACCGGGCGGACUCUGACGAUGACAAGAGGUCUGAUGACGAUGGAGAGGAGGAGAAGAAGGAGAAGGUUGAAGAGCUGAAAGACACAGAGCUGAAGAUGUAUUCUCUGAUGAUGACGGCCAACGGUCACACGGACCGCAGCACUCUGGCCCCUCCAAUAACCAUCACGCGCACGGCGGCGACACCCGUGCCGACGCCCAAUGAGUCCGUUCUGGGGGAGGGGCUCGUGUGUUCAGACUUCGGGGAUUCUCGUCGCGGCAGCGCUGCUGCUUCCAUAGACCCCUCAGCCUACGACCAGCGCUCUCUGUCCAGCCCCGGCCAGCACUCGCCGCUCCCUCCCAGAGGUCAGGGUUCAGUCAGUGGGUGGGGCAGCAGGAGGUCAAGUUGGAACAGCCUCAGCCGCGCCCCCAGCCUCAAACGCAGCAAAACCAGCGGAGAGAGGGAGAGUCUGCUCUCAGGGGAGGGAGGAGGAGAGGAGGAAGAGGAGGCCUUAGAGCUUCUACAGGUGUCCUCUCUGGGCCCGUCUGUAACAGGGGAGUACGGGGACUGUAACGGGAGGAGUCUUCAUCACAUGACCUAUGACCCCAACAAGGACCUUUCACCUGACGAUGACAUGGAGGAGGAUAACCUGUGGUUCCGGGUCAGGAGAACGCUGCAGAGCUACAAGCCACGCUGGUGUAGAGAACAUGAAGACUGGAACCUCUACCUGUUCUCCCCUCAGAACUCGUUCCGUGUGUGGGCUAAGGGGAUGAUUUCUCAUAAGAUGUUUGAUCACGUGGUCCUCCUCUUCAUCUUCCUCAACUGCAUCACCAUCGCUCUGGAGAGACCCGGCAUUCUGCCUCACAGCACCGAGAGAGUGUUUCUGAGUGUCUCUAACUACGUGUUCACUGUCAUCUUCCUGGCUGAGAUGACUGUCAAGAUUGUAGCGUUGGGGUUCUGCUGGGGUAAACAGAGCUACCUGAAGAGCAGCUGGAAUGUUCUGGAUGGGAUCCUGGUGUUUGUCUCUCUGGUGGACAUCCUGGUUUCUCUGGCCUUGACCGGAGGGAACCGCAUCCUGGGAAUCCUCAGAGUACUACGACUGCUACGCACACUACGACCUCUCAGGGUGAUCAGUCGAGCCCCAGGGCUGAAGCUGGUAGUGGAGACUCUGAUCACGUCUCUGAGACCCAUCGGGAACAUCGUCCUCAUCUGCUGCGCUUUCUUCACUGUGUUUGGAAUACUGGGAGUACAGCUGUUCAAGGGUAAAUUCUACCUCUGUGAAGGCCUGGACACCAGAAACAUCACCACCAAGUCAGACUGUCUGCUGGCCAACUACCGCUGGACACGCAGGAAAUACAACUUCGACAACCUGGGACAGGCGCUGAUGUCUCUGUUCGUGCUGUCCUGUAAGGAUGGAUGGGUCAACAUCAUGUAUGAUGGUCUGGAUGCAGUGGGAGUAGACCAGCAGCCGGUGAGGAACCACAACCCAUGGAUGCUCCUCUACUUCAUCUCCUUCCUCCUCAUCGUCAGUUUCUUCGUCCUCAACAUGUUCGUGGGUGUGGUGGUGGAGAACUUCCACAAGUGUCGUCAGGACCAGGAAGAGGAAGAGCAGCGGCUACGGGAAGAGAAGAGGCUCAAAAUCCUGGAGAAAAAGCGCAGGAAGGCCCAACAGAGACCCUACUAUGCAGACUACUCCCCUGUGCGUCUCACCAUCCACACGUUGUGCACCAGCCACUACCUGGACCUCUUCAUCACCAUCAUCAUCGGCAUCAACGUCGUCACCAUGAGCAUGGAGCAUUACAACCAGCCACAGUAUCUGGAGGAGGCUCUGAAGUACUGUAACUACCUGUUUACCUGUAUCUUCAUCAUCGAGACCCUGCUGAAACUAGUGGCCUUCGGACUGCACAGGUUCUUUAAAGACAGGUGGAACCAGCUGGACCUGGCCAUAGUGCUGCUGUCCAUCAUGGGCAUCACUCUGGAGGAGCUGAAGAUGAACGCAUCGCUACCCAUCAACCCCACCAUCAUCAGGAUCAUGAGAGUCCUGAGGAUCGCUAGAGUGUUGAAGCUGUUGAAGAUGGCUACAGGGAUGAGAGCUCUUCUGGACACGGUCAUGCAGGCCUUGCCACAGGUGGGGAAUCUGGGUCUGCUCUUCAUGUUGCUGUUCUUCAUCUACGCAGCACUGGGAGUUGAGCUGUUUGGGAAACUGGAGUGUAACGAUAGUAAUCCGUGUGAAGGUCUGAGUCGCCACGCCACCUUUGAGAACUUUGGGAUGGCGUUUCUCACGCUGUUCAGAGUCUCUACUGGGGACAACUGGAACGGCAUCAUGAAGGACACGCUGCGUGAGUGUCGUCCAGAGGAGCGCUCCUGUCUGACCUACCUUCCUCUGAUGUCUCCGGUUUACUUCGUGACCUUCGUCCUCAUGGCCCAGUUCGUGCUGGUCAACGUGGUGGUGGCGGUGCUGAUGAAACACCUGGAGGAGAGCAACAAGGAAGCCAAGGAGGACGCAGAGAUGGACGCAGAGAUCGCGCUGGAGAUGGAGAGAGCUAGACGUCUUAGCUCCGCCACUAACGCGUCGGCGCUAGGCGGGGCCUACGUGGGGCCACGCCCACGCUCACCUGAUCAGGAGGAGGAGGGUCAGUGCAGCCAGGAGGAGGAGCUUCUGUCCCCAAGGAAGAUGUCCGUAUCCAGGAUGCAUUCUCUCCCUAACGACAGCUACAUGUUUCCUCCUGUACGAUCUGCUAGCGCCCCCUACCCUCUACAGGAACACAGCAGCCCCCUGCACCAACCCUCAGGCUCUGUGACAUCGGUGCACUCCCAGCCAUGCGAAGACCAGGCUGUACUGCCCGGCCUCUCUCACCCUGUUCCCGCUCACAUCGCCCCGCCAAGGCCCUCGCCCAGGGGGCUGCGUAGACAGGUGGCUGUGAAGGUGGACUCGGUGGAGGUUCAGAGUGUUGCCUCAGUAGACAGACAGGACCCCCUCUCAACCCUCCACCUGCUCUCCCCCUCCCGCUCCCCCUCUCCGCCCUUCCUCUCGGAUCCCGCCGACGAGGAGGUGUGGCACAUCACCAGCUCAGCGCGCCAUUGGUGGGACAGACAUGGAAGUGGGCGGUGUCACUCCCUCUCCCCCUACGCCUCCCCCGACUCCCCACCCUCCCUGAGGAGCCGAGGGAGUGCGCUCAGCCUGCUGGGGGCGGGGCUACAAGCUCACGACCCGAGGAAGGGCUUCAGCGUAGACACCCAGGGCUUCCUGGAUAAACCCCGUUGUCCUGACGACCAGCGACGACACUCCAUCGAGAUCUGCCCGUCCCCUCCGGAGGACCCGCUGCUACGGGAGGUGGACGGGGAAGAGAGGAGGCCCAGGGGUCAGGGGUCAGAGGUUAGAGGUCACAGGAAGAAGAGGAUGAGCCCACCCUGCAUCUCCAUCCACCCCCCGUGUGACCCAGCAGGCCGCGCCCCCUCGGAGCCGCAGGCAGACUGCAACCCGCUGCUGAGACGCAGGACCCCCUCCUAUGACGUCGCCGACGCACACACUCCCACACACAGGCUGACGCCGACACACUCACCGGUACGCACACUCACGCCUACACACACGCCAACACUAACGCCGACACAUCACCACACACUCGUACAGACUCUCCCCCACGCAGUAACACACACCCAGACACACACACACACACACCGCCUGCCCCAUGCACACACUCUUAUCCGUACACAUACUCUACCUCAUUCACACACACACACUCCGUCCCCCACACACACCCUGUCCCUGAACUCCGACACGAGACCUUCCUCUCUCUACAGUGACUACAAGCCCCUCCCACAGUUCACCUUCGACCAACCGGAGCACAGAUACACGAGUGGCAUGUCCGCUGGCCUAUCGAGCAAUGAACCAGCCACAAGUCCCUCGCACUUUAACAGCAGGGCGGGGUUUAGCUCGAUGAACAGGAGAACUGCCCAAUGAGAGACAGAGCCUGGUACUGUAGUAGGAGAGGGAUUCGUCAGAAAGACUAAACCCCAUCCAGAGGGUGUGGCCUGAUCUGGACAGAGACGGGUUGGAUGGAGAGAGAGAGAGAGAACGGGGAGAGCGAGAGGGAGGGAGAGAAGAGGAGAGGGAGAGAGGGGGGAGAGUGAGAGGGAGAGAGAGAGAGACGG
Messenger RNA from Oncorhynchus kisutch (coho salmon), 6047 nucleotides. RefSeq names its product voltage-dependent T-type calcium channel subunit alpha-1H. Gene Ontology annotation, cellular component: voltage-gated calcium channel complex; membrane. Lineage: Eukaryota; Metazoa; Chordata; Actinopteri; Salmoniformes; Salmonidae. The record is from RefSeq and is a predicted model, not a curated record. Gene Ontology annotation, biological process: calcium ion import across plasma membrane. Gene Ontology annotation, molecular function: high voltage-gated calcium channel activity.